GGACGCUGGGCAAGCCACGGCAGAGUGGAAGAUUCUUAUAGGCAGCAAGCCACCACUAAAGGAGAAAAUAGUGGGGGUGGGGGGUUGUGGAAGGUGUGACGCGCGCGCGUGCACUGGGACGUGAUGAUGGUCUUCUCACCAACUCCCCACCAACAUAUCUAGGUAACAUUCUCCCAAGCAGAGCCGUCCUCGACGACGUCUUUGACCAUCACACCAUGUCCCCCCAGCUCAACAUAUGGCUAGCCAUUCUACCGCGUGAGCAUUCUAUAUAUAAUCGUCAUCGCACUUGACUUGCUCAAUCAAGCGAACCCCGUGCUCUUGGAGAAGUCCACUGCUCUCUAGCACCCUGCACACAUCCGACUCACUUUGACUGAUUGCCAUGCCUUCUACGGCCUCGGAUCCGUUAAGCCAAGAUGGCGUCAAAUCCAUAUCUGCGCUUCUGGCAGGCGUCGGCGUGCCCUCAAUCCUAUGGGGCGAAUACCUUCUCACUGUGUACGGCGUACCAACCAUAGUCGGCGGUAUUGAUUUCGUUGUUCCAGACGAUAAAAUGCUACUUGCAGUCGCUACCCUGAAACGCUCACAUCUUCGCCCAUGCCCAGAUCUUGAUGCUUGUAUCGUGUCAGGGGAUAGAAGCCCGUUCCCAUCACCCGCUUUUCACAUGCACAUCCCAGGCUCCGAAAUUGAUGUGUCACUACGACUACAUUCGGAAACACUUUGGUUUAUACCGCCGCCAGACAAGCCCCCCAGUUCCAAGAGGGAAAUUGGUGCUGCAUCGAGCCCUUACUACCUAGAGGCGUCUUCUCCAGAACUGCCCCCGUGGCGUCCUGGGCGCGGCCAAGGCGCGUUCUCAUCACAUGGAUCACCUGUGCUUGUUCCCCGAGCACAUGUCUUGCUUGAGGCGUUUAUUCGGCUAGCAAGUGCCUUUCGGGAAGGCCAUUGCAACUACUUCCUCCAAAUGGUUACAUACAUGGCAGAAUACCCCUUUGAUGAUGGCUUGGUCAAUAUUGAUCUUCUUUCUAAACCCUGUCGGACCUUCUGGGACAAACUUGAGGAAGCAAAGCUCCCGGUCCGGCAACUAGUGGGUGAGCUUCAACGCGACCUGGGUGACGCAUAGAUAGGCGACGGGACUUUUCAUCGAAGUACAAGAGAAGCACCCAACGCAGGACAUAGCUUGAUAAUUCCGAUGCCCCCCCCCCCCCCCCCGGCGCUGUUGGUGAAUUUGCUUUCACGUUUUCUUCUAUGGGCUAGGAUGGCAAGCUACGGUGGCGCGUGUAAUAAGCUAUAUUGAAAAUCUCCGCCGAGCAUUGAAACAGUUCUCGGACAAUCCGAGCUUGUGCCCAAUUAUGGCGCCGAGGAGUUAAUGGAUGUAUCUGUCCCUAAUACCCAUAACUGCACACCUACCACCGGCAAGUCUUAGUUACCAAUCCGAAGAAUACUUGUUUACCAUGCUGUCCAUCUUUCCCAAACGAUCUAAAAAAAAAAAAAAAGGCCGCGAUAUAUAUGAAACUCAUUCAGGACUGGUACAAACUUGACUCUGUUGAAAGUGUAGGUGGUAAAGGAGUCACUUUAUGUAUACGGUACGGGUCAAGGGGCACGAAGAGUCACGAAGGUACUGUUCAUGUAUAUAAGGCGGCCUUCCCACCUCACUCAGAUCAAGUAGUUCAGUUGAAUGUAACCCUCAUAUACCUUCCAUUUCAGC
Xylaria bambusicola is the source of this 1699-nucleotide messenger RNA. RefSeq lists its product as uncharacterized. NCBI's taxonomy places the organism in Eukaryota, Fungi, Ascomycota, Sordariomycetes, Xylariales, Xylariaceae. The coding region runs from base 380 to 1114 and encodes 244 amino acids. The record is from RefSeq and is a predicted model, not a curated record. The transcript has 3 exons.